AUGCCGACGAGAGCGAUGUCGGCGAACAUGUUCACUCUCGGACUUUGUUUUCUCUUGGUGACAGCACAGGCAGUGAAGUUUGACAGCAAGCUGAUCAAAUCUGUGGAUUGUAGCAAAUUGCCAGCCGACUAUUGCACAGCGGAUUUGGGUUGCAAGAAGGACAGCAAUGGGAACUGCGAAGUUGACCCGAACUUGAAGCCCACGAUCAACUGCACAGAGCAGUUGUACAAGUCUGGACAGGCAGUGCAAGCUGCUGAGGAUUCAAUGGAGGUCUUGUUCAAAACCAUCAAGACUACAUGUAAGAACGUCGGGGAGACGACGUCUAAGGCCAUUGACACCUUCGCGUCACUGGAGGAUGAGUUUGAAAGCGCACUUGACAAAUACAACUCGAGCCUGGUGGAAUACACCAAAGAGAAAGCAUUCAUGGACGACCUUCAAAGUCAGCUUGAUGAUCUCCAGGUCAAGUGCAAAGCUACAGAUCCUCCUCCACCCCCCGACUGCGCGAUCAAAAUCCAGAAACUCCAGGACCAGAUCACCAAAGAGAAUGCUACAUGCUCCAAGUUGUGGAUCAAGGUUGACAUGAACAAGAAAAUGCUCGACCUCGCCUCGACUCAAGUCUCGCAGGGCAAGGCCGCCAUGAUCACUGCCACUCAGGGAGCCUCCAAGACUUUCAACUCUGCCUCAACUCAAGUCAUGGACGCCGUCAACAAGAAGGAUGACGCCAUGACGUACUGGAACGCCAUCGUCAGCUCGUGCUCUGCCAGCUCCGCUGUCGCCCAAGUGAAGCGCAAGUCAUACAAGAGGCUAAGCAAGAUGUACGACAAGAUCCAUCGCAGAAUGCGCUCGUUCAAGGUCGAAUGA
Messenger RNA from Guillardia theta CCMP2712, 861 nucleotides. RefSeq lists its product as hypothetical. The record is from RefSeq and is a predicted model, not a curated record. The transcript is spliced from 4 exons. Bases 1 to 861 code for a protein of 286 amino acids. NCBI's taxonomy places the organism in Eukaryota, Cryptophyceae, Pyrenomonadales, Geminigeraceae.